UUGACAGAGCUCGUCCAGUGCAACACAGCAUCUCUGCGUUUUGCACCAGAACCUGGACAUUCAUCAUGGGGAAAGUUGAAGGCGGAAUGAAGUGCGUGAAAUAUCUCCUCUUCGUAUUUAACUUUAUAUUUUGGUUGAUGGGAUCACUGGUACUUGCUGUGGGUCUGUGGCUGAGACUAGAUCCAAAUACAGUUUCUCUGCUGGGAGAAGGUGGUCCUGAUACCUUCUUUAUCGGUGUCUAUAUUCUCAUCGCGGCCGGUGGUUUAAUGAUGCUAGUGGGCUUCUUCGGAUGCUGUGGUGCCGUGAGAGAGUCCCAGUGCCUUCUUGGAUUGUUUUUCACCUGUCUUCUGAUCAUAUUUGGAUCAGAAGUUGCAGCAGGAGUGUUUGGUUUCUUCAACAAAGACAAGAUAAUUGAAGAGAUAAAAACUUUCUAUAAUGAAGAAGCAGGAAAAAACUACAACAAUACAACAGUCCAAUCCUACCACAGCAUUCUGAACUGCUGUGGCUCACCUUCAAUAAUCCCCACUGUGUGCCAAGACGUCGUAUCAAACCAGACAUGUGAUGUGGCCAUUGAGGAGUUUUUUAACAGUAAGCUCUUCAUCGUGGGAUACGUGGGAAUUGGAAUCGCAGGAGUCAUGAUUAUUGGCAUGAUCUUCAGUAUGGUUCUGUGCUGUGCAAUCCGGAACAGCAGGGAGGUCAUCUAAAACACUCCUACUCACCUUUGACACUUAACCUCUGCUGGACUUUCAUAUACAACUAUAACAUUUCAACCAUUUACAAAGUGCUCUGUUCCCACCCUGCAAACUCAGAAAACUUACUCCACUUCUCUAUAACUCCCAAUAGUUGGUCCAGCUCACAUUUCUUUUACUUAAUCACAUUGCUGGAUUUGUCUUUAUUUAAUGCCUGCUGGUUAGGUGCAUAGCUGGAUCUUUCAAAUGCAACAAAUAUAAGGCACCUUUAGAUAUUCCUGAAAUGAUUAAUAUCAUUUUGAUUUAAAUUUCAUACACCCUGUUCACCUCUCUCUCCAAACCAAGAGCUUUGUGGUGCUAUUUUUAGCUGUUGCUGCAUGGCUUCACAUGCUAGAUAAAAAUAUUAUGUAAUGUGAAGCCAGGGUUUCUGUGGCAUACCCAUGGCCAGUAAGAUGGUUAAUAAGUAGACAGCUCUGACUCAGAGACGCCUUUCAAUUAGUUUACGAAGGACUUACGAACUUACACAUUAGAAGAAACUUUGUAUCAUUGUUAUGUGAAGACCAUAUCAUCUAGUAAGAUCACCCAGAAAAUGUAAUUGAUGACAGAAUUUUCCUUUUUGGGUUAAUUAUCCCUUGAAGUACUGUUUCGUCUCUGAAUUUAUCCAUAAUCCGAAUAAAUUGAAGGAAACCGAUCGCUCUAACACACAUUUCCAGCUCGGCUUUGUUUUGCAUUGGAAUGCUAAUACCUCACCGGCAAGAUGAUCAUGUUUCUGUUAUGCAACAGCUGAGCUCAUCUGCAGCCAACACUGAUAGUGGUGCACCAAGGGCUUGAUGGAGUCAAACCUCCUCAUUCACAUGGUGGAUCUUUGGGUGUAGAGUUGCCUGGUAAUUUCACAUAAAAAUCUCAGUAAAGACUCAACACACGUUUCCCCGUCACCCCCCUCACAACCACCAAAACAAAAACUACGCCUCUCUUUAAAACUACACCUGCAUUAAACAGCCAAUUAUAGUCUUUUCAGCUAAAUGUAAAGAGUAAAACAAUUAUUGGGUGUGAAACGAUUCAUGACACUACAAAAAUGGAAAAGGUAACAUAAAAAAAUCUAAACCUUUUAAACAACAAACAUUGUACUGAAUAAAUUAUAUAAUUUUAGGACCUUUGAAACACAUGUGACAACCUGCACUGAUAAAAAAAACAUCAUGCCCCAACCUUUAAAUGUAAAAUUUUCAGUAAUCUGUUUUCAUUAUAUAGUUUUAAUAGGUUAUGAUAUAGAUUAUGUUCACUUGUUCGCUCAAGAUCUAUAACAAAAACAGGAUGAUAGUGAAACUUUACUUUGGUGGGUAGAAUUCACCAAAAAUAUUUGAAUUUAAGAGGGUUUUGAACUACUGAAAGUGUUUGAAACCAACAUACAAAACCUCUGCACAAAACACAAAUUUGUGCAAUUGGACCUUUGACUCCAAAUCCUAUUGUUACUGAGAUACAGUAUAACUUACCCAUGUGACAACUAUCCCUGGUCAGUCCUAUACAGUUCCUCUAAAGUCUAAAUGAAAUUGUAAGAAACUGUAGUCAGUUUCAAUAGUAUUCCCCAAAAUAAUGCAUAAGGACAACUACUCAAGUACUUUCCACCCCUGGUUGACAUGAAAUUUCAAGCUGUAUCAGUAAUGUCUUGCGUUUUUUUGUUUGUUAAAUUAUUGUGGAAAAUGCAUGCAGUUUUUAUGAUCUCCUGAUUGAGAUACUGCAUGGAGUAUUUGUGCUUUUAAAGAGUCAUUUGUCACACCACAGGACUUUUUAAGUGAACUGCAAAAAAGGAUGAUGAAGAAUGGUGAAAAACCUAAAAGAAAUGGCAACCAGUUACAUCACCUACUUCCUUUGAAUCGUAACCAAAAGUACUGAUGUUGAAUUAAAGGUAAUGAAAAUUUCUCUCAUCAUUUACUCACCCUUAUACCAUCUCAGAUGUGUAUGACUUUCUUUUUUCUGCUGAACACAACCGAAGAUUUUUAGAAUAAUUUAUCAGCUCUUUGGUCCAUACAAUGCAAGUGAAUUGGUGCCAAAAUUUGCGAUAUGAUAGGUGUGGGUGAGAAACAGAUAACUUUUACAUUCUACUUCUCAUGUUUUUGGUGGUUCACAUUCUUCAUGCAUAUUGCCCCCCACUAGGCAGGGAGAAGAAUUUCAAGUAAAAUAUUGAUCUGUUUCUCACCCACACCUAUCAUAUCACUUCUGAUAAUAUCGUAUGGUAUGAAUUACUUUUAUGCUGUGUUUAUGUGCUUUUUGGAGCGUCAAAAUUUUGGCACCCAUUCACUUGCAUUGUAUGGACCUACAGAGCUGAAAUAUUCUUCUAAAAAUCAUAAUUUGUGU
Messenger RNA from Myxocyprinus asiaticus (Chinese sucker), 3041 nucleotides. RefSeq names its product tetraspanin 2b (gene tspan2b). The transcript has 8 exons. Bases 66 to 704 code for a protein of 212 amino acids. The record is from RefSeq and is a predicted model, not a curated record. Lineage: Eukaryota; Metazoa; Chordata; Actinopteri; Cypriniformes; Catostomidae. Gene Ontology annotation, cellular component: membrane.